AAGCUGCCUGCUGCAACAAGCACCUGAGCCCAACUUGAGGAGUUGGAGAGUCGCUUUGACGGCUUCUUUUUGCUCCAGCGCCAAGUCGCAUUUUAAAUGGAGCCUUUGGACACUGGGUGCUAUCAGUGGGGGUUGAAUACAGCUAGCGUUUAGCUAAACUUUAAAGUACGGAGUGACGAGCGUUUGGUUUUCUUUAAGCUUUACGUGACUUUGUAACGAUAGUUAGCGGAGAAGCUAAGUUGGCUAACGGGGAGCGAACCCUGUUGGACCGCCGCUGAUGGUUACACGAGUGACGCUAAACAGCUAACCUAGGCUAGUUAGCAGCGAAGUAAAACAACGUGGACUAGUUAACCUAGCUGGUUAGCUGCAUUACACAAGUAGCAACUUUGGCAGCUCCUUUUCUGUAUUAACCAUUCGCUCAAAUAAUGACCUGAGACGCCUCGCUGUGGGAUCGGGUCCGCGGAAUGCUUCCCCCGCUGGUUUGAUGGGGCUUCUCAGGACCAUGAUGCCGGCCAAGUUCCAGCUCGUGGCUGUCCUGGUGUUUGCUCUCGCGAUGCUCUUCAUCGAGAACCAGAUCCAGAAGCUGGAGGAGUCGAGAGCCAGACUCGAACGCACCAUUGCCAGACACGAGGUGGCAGAAGUGGAGCAGCGUCACAGUAAAGAUGCCGGGCGCGAACUGUCGCCGCCGGCGGAGAACGAAGACGCAGUCAUCAUCUACAACAGAGUGCCCAAGACGGCCAGCACGUCCUUCACUAACAUCGCCUACGACCUGUGCGGGAAGAAUCGCUUCCAUGUGCUGCACAUCAAUACAACCAAAAACAAUCCCGUCAUGUCUCUACAAGACCAGGUGCGCUUUGUCAGGAAUGUCACCUCAUGGAGAGCGAUGAAGCCCGGCUUCUACCACGGCCAUGUAGCUUAUCUGGACUUCUCAAAAUAUGGGGCGAAGGGUAAGCCCAUGUACAUAAAUGUGGUGAGAGACCCCGUAGAACGCCUGGUGUCGUACUACUACUUCCUACGUUUUGGAGACAAUUACAGACCCAGUCUACGACGAAGGAAACAAGGAGACAAAAAGACCUUUGAUGAGUGCGUGUCGUCAGGCGGGUCCGACUGUGCCCCGGAGAAGCUCUGGCUUCAGAUCCCCUUUUUCUGCGGCCACCAUUCGGAGUGCUGGACUGCGGGCAGUAGAUGGGCCCUGGAGCAGGCCAAGUACAACCUGCUGAAAGAGUACCUGCUAGUGGGAGUCACUGAGGAGCUGGAGGAUUUCAUCAUGAUCCUGGAGGCGGCGCUGCCCCGCUUCUUCAAGGGAGCCACGGAGCUCUACAGAACGGGAAAGAAGUCCCACCUGCGAAAGACCACGGACAAAAAGCCCCCCACCAAAGAGACAAUGGCCAAGCUGCAGCAGUCGGACAUCUGGAAAAUUGAAAAUGAGUUUUACGAGUUUGCUCUCGAACAGUUUCAGUUUGUGCGCGCCCAUGCCGUCCAGGAAAAAGAUGGGGAACUCUACGUCCUGGCUCAGAGCUUCUUCUACGAAAAGAUCUACCCCAAAGUGAACUAACAAAAGGUAGCCGGGACAGAGACACAAUUAGAAGUCAUUUACAAUGGGAGCCAGUUUAUCAAGUGAUGCUGGUGAAUGCUUUUUCUCUCCUCGUUUCAGUGCAGAAGUAUCCCCUCCAGACUCCGCAGCGGCCUCUCAGUGGAAUGUGUCUAAUUAUAAUUGUUUUGUUGCGGGAGCAGCUGUUGAGAGAACUUAACAUGGAUGUAAACAGUCAGUCAGAACGGUGAGAAAGAAUUCAAACCCAGAUCGGGGCGGAAUGAGUGCCAAGUGUGAAGCAUCUAAAAAUAACAAAACAUCUUGGAGCAGCAAGAUAAAAGCCUCAAACCUCAAUUAGUUUAAAACCGUAGUUAAAUGUGUGUGUUUCUCUGAUGGGUAACGGAAGCCAUUCAGCUACAUGUUACCCGUGCACACUCCAUUUUUGGUGCACAAAUUCUUGUUUAAAUGUUAAAACUGUAACAAAAACACAAAACAAUCCGAGCUCCAUGUGUACAUAAUACUGUAUUAACGUGUUUAUGGACCAACUAGAAGCAAAAGAAACAAAGAAUGGACCAUUGUCUCCUUUGGUGCGUGACAAGUAUUUUUAUUUUUUUAUCCUUCUCCGAUGUUCUCUAUUUUUGACCUGUUUACCAUCUCAUAUAAGUGCUCAUCACCUUUGUUGUAGCCGCUGACUUGGCCACAGCAGGAGAAGAGAACUAAUGAUAAACAAAUGGGAUGUUUUGAGUCCAGUUUACAGAGGUGGAGGUAAAGCUGAAAGUGCCUUUAUAACGUUAUGGACUUUGUUUUGGGCAUUUAUUUUCCAGUGAUCCCACAAUCACGUUUUCUCCUUCUUUGUGUGUGUGUGUUCCUCUGAAUUGUAGUUCCUGUUCUGCUUCAGACCCCAUUAACAACCAUCCAAACAUGAAUACAUAACUUUCCUGGCUCCUUUCAACAAAUUGCACAACAAUUAUCCAAGGCAGUGUGUCACAGCAUUUAUUUAGCUAUACUGCUGAUUUCCAGUGCCCAUCAUAAAGAAAUGCCUUUCAAAUACCAAA
Molecule: messenger RNA, 2586 nt
Organism: Cyclopterus lumpus (lumpfish)
Lineage: Eukaryota; Metazoa; Chordata; Actinopteri; Perciformes; Cyclopteridae
Gene: hs2st1b
Product: heparan sulfate 2-O-sulfotransferase 1b
Exons: 7
Coding region: 485-1555 (356 amino acids)
Cellular component (GO): membrane
Molecular function (GO): heparan sulfate 2-sulfotransferase activity
Source: RefSeq, a predicted model, not a curated record